AUGUCUGAACACAACUAUACCAACAAUAAUCGCCUCGGCUAUGGUGAAGACGCCCAGUUUAUCUGCCCAAGGUGCUUCCAUAUGUCUACCUCUCGACCCACGGUCGUCAACGGCGAUAACUGCGGCUGUGUCGAGGCCGCCAUGAUGGGCAACGGCGGAGGCGGCGAUGGUGAUGGUGGUGGUGGUGGUGGUGGCCAGGAGGCUCAAGUUGAACGUCAACGAUACGCCGCUGGAGCGCCUUCUCCAGGAUACCAUUAUAGUCCUCUAUCCUACCCGUCCUCGUCCGGCUCGGUGCCCUGCCCAGAAGGCCCAGAAAACGCCGAGCCAAACAUUAACGUCACUGACAACACCGACAACACCGCCAACUACUACCUUCCUCUCGUUCCUCCAGUUGGGCUGAACGAAGCCGAGCAUCGCCACACCUUUUACUUCAACGCAAAUAUGUCAUACCAACUGCGGCGGUUCAUUCUGGACGAAGAAUGCUAUGAUGUUCCACCCUCCACCUCUCCUUCUCCACCUGGGCGGGGAGGGAACGGGUUCCUCCCGCAGGAUCCCUUUAUUCAGUCACAAACCUCCUUGAUGGUGGCUGAGAGCAGCAAGAGAAGCAAGCAGAGCAAGAAGAGCAUGAAGAGUUCUCGUAGUGGCGAUAUGGGCUAUAUUGGCUAUGGGGCUGAUCCUACUUCCAUGGUGGGAUCGUGGGAUGCCGAAGGAGGAGAGGGAUAUUAUGAUGGAGAGGGAUAUCCAAUGACUAUGAGCGGAAUUUUGGAAUAG
Molecule: messenger RNA, 771 nt
Organism: Venustampulla echinocandica
Lineage: Eukaryota; Fungi; Ascomycota; Leotiomycetes; Helotiales; Pleuroascaceae
Exons: 1
Coding region: 1-771 (256 amino acids)
Source: RefSeq, a predicted model, not a curated record